GUACAUAAAUAUGGGAGUAGGGGAUGUGUGUACGAAUAAACACUUCCAAAGGGGGAGUUUGUUUUCUGUCCUACAGAAGCUGCUUGAACGAGAUGAAGCUGAGCGUCCUGCUGGUUUUUGGCACCCUGCUGGUCCUCGUUUACGGCAUGCCGCCGAUCAGCAGAGACUACAACACGCACUGCCGGUGCCUCCAGGUGGAGUCGAGGAUCAUCCCUCCGGACAGCCUGAGGAGCAUCAAGCUCGUCCCCGAAGGGCCCCACUGCCCGGAUAUUGAAGUCAUAGCCGGACUGGCGGACGGCAGGAAGGUCUGCCUGAACCCUCGGGCCGCCUGGGUGAAGAAGCUGGUGCACUUUGUCCUUGAGAGGCAGCUUCACCAGCAGGGACAAGCGCUUUCCAAAAAUCAAGGAUAAUCUACACGCUGCGAUUCUCCUCCGUCCUGCGGCGAGGAGCCGGGUCCGUUUCACACCAAUGACAUGGUUCAUGUUCUUGCCACUUUAACUCUGGAUCUAUAUUGUCUAAGUGUGUGAAAGAUACGUGUGUGAUUAAUGGAUGGAAGUGAAGCAUUUCACCGUGACUGAGCAGACAUUUUGGUUGUCUGACCCUUUGAAAGCAGAUACUGUAUGUAGCAUCAACUCUGUAACUGUGUAUAAUAUGUCACAUUGUUUGAAGCUGUAAUUUCUGUAAAAAAAAAAUAAAAGUAAAAUGAGACUUUCUCGCAGUAGGUUACA
Molecule: messenger RNA, 728 nt
Organism: Gasterosteus aculeatus aculeatus (three-spined stickleback)
Lineage: Eukaryota; Metazoa; Chordata; Actinopteri; Perciformes; Gasterosteidae
Product: interleukin-8
Biological process (GO): immune response; chemotaxis; defense response
Cellular component (GO): extracellular region
Molecular function (GO): chemokine activity
Source: RefSeq, a predicted model, not a curated record